UCUAAAUUUGACCUCUUUUUUUUUUUUUUGGAGUAACCAACUUCAUGAGUGAUUUGGAGCAUCCGAAUGAUGAAAUGUCUAAAGGACAGGAAUGGUCUCCUGGAUUAGGGGCUUGUGAACCGAUCAUUACGGUCAUGACAGCCGUCCCAAGAGUUUGAUUGUGUGACAGCUGUCGACAGAGGGGAUAGUUUAAAAAUAAAUUACUGGAGAAAGUCUACUCUUACUGGUCAAUCUGUGAUGUCUGAGAAAAAAUCAGGUUUAGUGGCUGGUUUGGAUCCAGAGGAAGAGGUGACAGAUGUCGUAUGUGACGAGUCAGAUCUCAGAGAUGGAGAAAUGAUGGAGGUUGAGGUGGGUGAGCACAAUGUUUUGCUGGUACGCUGUGACGGGAUGUACAGUGCCAUCAGUAACCAAUGCACACACUAUGGCGCGCCACUGAGCAAAGGGGUUCUGUCGGGUCACAGGGUCCGCUGUCCUUGGCAUGGUUCCUGUUUCAAUGUGAAGACUGGUGACUUGGAGGAGUAUCCUGGGACUGACUGUCUGCCCUGCUACAAGGUUAAAGUCGAAAACAAGAAAGUUUAUGUGUCUGUAAAGAAAAGGAUUCAGGGUCAGCCUAAACGUAUAAAAUGGAUGGGGGCCAGAGAUCCAGAUGUGUUACAUACUGUGGUGCUCCUAGGAGGAGGCGCAGCCUCUUUGAUGUGUGCUGAGACACUACGGCAAGAAAACUAUGGCGGCAGGAUUAUUAUGGUAUCUAGAGACGAUCUCCUUCCUUAUGACAAAACCAGACUCAGUAAGGUAAUGGACGCUGAGAGCGAAAGUCUCUUAAUGAGAAGAAUGGAUUUUUUCCACGAGCACGAUAUUGAGGUCUGGCUGAAAAAAGAGGCUUUAUCGAUAGAUACGAACAAGAAAACAGUGACAUUUGAUGAUGGCUUAACCCAGUGCUAUGACCAAAUCCUUAUUUCAACAGGAUGCAGAGCAAAAUGCCUGGACUGCCCAGGUGCAGAUCUGGAAAACGUGCUGAUGCUGGAAACACCGGAGGAUGCCAGGAGCAUCCAUUACACCUGUAUGGGCUGCAGGGCAGUCGUCGUAGGCACUUCCUUCAUUGGCAUGGAAGUAGCGGCGUAUAUGAUAGAUAUGGCCAGUAGUGUCACAGUCAUUGGAAGCAGUGAACUCCCUUAUCAGAAGACUCUGGGCCCCGAAAUAGGGAAGGUCACCAUGAUGAUGUUGGAAGAGAGAGGGGUGACGUUCUACAUGAAUGACGCUGUCGCAGAGAUCCAAGGCGAAAAUAGGAGGGUCAAGGCGGUGAAACUGAAGAGCGGUAUUAAAAUUGAAGCUGAUGUGUUAAUAGUUGGAAUUGGUGUCAAUCCCAAUUCAGAGUUUUUGAAAGGGAGUCCGAUAAAUAUGGACUCGAAGAACUUUGUCAUUGUGGAUGAGUACAUGAGGACCAACGUAACAGACGUCUACUGCGCAGGAGAUCUGACCUGCUUUCCUCUCAAAAUGGCAAAAGGCCAGAAAGUGUCCAUCGGCCACUGGCAGAUAGCGCAGGCACAUGGAAGGAUCGCAGCCCUCAGCAUGUUGCACAGGGAGGUGGAGCUAAACUCUGUGCCAUUCUAUUGGACCGUCCUGCUUGGGAGAACCAUUCGUUACACGGGUUAUGGGGAGGGAUACACUGAGUUGGUGCUGAAAGGCAAAUUUGAGAACAUGAAGUUUUUGGCACUUUACCUCAAGCAUGGUGAGGUGGUGGCGGCAGCAGGAUUGAAUGUUGAACCGGCUGUCUCUGUUGUGGCAGAAAGGUUGGCAGAAGGAAGAGUGAUAACAAAGGCGGAAGCAGAGUCAGAUGACAUUAGCUGGCUGCAGCUGCCGCCCAUGUGACCACUGACAACAGUUUGAACUCAGAAUGAUCCGAAUUCAGCCAUUCUGUCCACAGUCCAUCCCAUCCAAUCAUGCCUUUGCUCAGAAUAUGUUUUGUAACAUUUCUAAAGGCCAGUACAUUACAGUAUGUCCCUUAAAGAGCUUUCGACUCAGUUCACAGAGAGUUUGCCAUUUGAACAUGGAUAUUCAGAGAGGAAACCCACUACCCAAGUGUGGCUAAACGAAGCUUUUAUUCUGUUCUUGCUGCAGUUCCAAAGACCGGUCAGACGCACAUUUUUUCAAUACUGAAUAUGAACACAAUGCUUCAAUCGUAUAUUAUUAUUAUUCAUUAAGAUAACAUUUAGCUUAUGAAAGAUGAUUUUUUUUUUUUCCGUAUCUGGUU
Molecule: messenger RNA, 2251 nt
Organism: Pimephales promelas (fathead minnow)
Lineage: Eukaryota; Metazoa; Chordata; Actinopteri; Cypriniformes; Leuciscidae
Gene: aifm5
Product: apoptosis inducing factor mitochondria associated 5
Cellular component (GO): cytoplasm
Molecular function (GO): 2 iron, 2 sulfur cluster binding; oxidoreductase activity, acting on NAD(P)H
Source: RefSeq, a predicted model, not a curated record